UAAUUGAAGGAAAGAGAUCAGAGGAUAUUGCAGAAGAAUAUCUGAUGGACCUAAUUCAUCGAAACUUAGUUAUGGUAAGUGAAAACAGAUCCAUUGGUGGAGGCAAAACUUGUUACAUUCACGAUUUGAUAUUAGAGUUCUGUAAGACUCUGGCGAAAGAAAAAAAUUUUCUUCAGAUCCUGCGUGGAUAUGAUGAGCUUUCUAUCUUUAAUGAGCCUCCCAACCUACAUCGGUUGUCCAUUUGCUGCAGUGAAGAAGAUUUUAUAAAGUCAAAACUAUUUUGUCCAGAUUUAGAUACUCUGCUAUUCUUCAAUGCUACUCGAGGAGAUAAGUUUGGGAUGCUUAAUAUCUCCUCCUUUUUUAGCAUCUACAAACGUCUUAAAGUUUUGAAUUUAGAGGACAUUAACCUAAUGUUGAAGGAGCUUCCAGCUGAAGUCGAAUCACUUCUUUGUUUGAGGUACUUAGCCCUUCGUACAGCUCAGCCCAUGGAAUUCAUUCCACCAUCUAUAGCCAAGCUCUCACAUUUGGAAACCUUCCGUCUAAAUUCUUGCACGACGGUUUCAUUGCCAGAUAGCAUCUGGAACAUGAAGAAGUUGAGGCAUGUACAUGUACAGCGUAACUGCAUUAUUCUUCUCUCUUCCAGCGACAACGUUGUUGAAAACCUCUCCACUUUACCCGAUUUAGACACACUCUCAAAUCUGUGUCUUUAUCUUGAUCAAGAGGGAGAGAACAUAUUGAGAAGGAUUCCCAACGUUCACCAACUUCAAAUUUUCAAUUGUGGGGGACGAAAUAGAGUAUGCUGCAACAUGAGUCGAUUAGAAUGCCUAGAGUCACUCACCUUAGGGGGCAAGUAUUUCUCAGGUUCACGGGAACAUGUUGAGCUUUCUUUUCCCAUGAAUUUGAAAGAGUUGAGCCUUUCCAAUCUGGGUCUUCCCUGUAGAAAAAUGUCAUUGAUUGAACAACUACCCAAUCUUGAAGUCCUCAGAUUAAGAGAGCAGUCAAUGGACGGCCAAAAAUGGGAGCUGAUGGAAGGAGGAUUCCCUAAACUCAGGGUCUUGACUUUGGAAUAUGUAAAGAUUGUUGAGUGGAUAGAGACAGACCCUGACAGUGAUGAUUACUUCCCGUGCCUUCAGCAAUUAAAACUCCAAAGCAUUUCUAAUUUGGAAAUGAUGCCUGCUUGUCUACAGCGUAUAUCAACUCUUGAAACAAUUAAUGUGAGUUCUUGCGGAGAGGGUGUCAAAUCUUUAGUGAGGGAAAUUGAAGAAGCACAGGAAUAUAAUGGAAAUGAGAAUCUGAAGGUCAUCAUCAUAGAUUGAGCUGGUGCAAUAUCUGGGAGUGUGAAGGUCAUUUGGGUGGUCUGGCUUUCUUUGGUGCUUUUGUGGAAGAUUGAGGUGAAAAUUGAAAGGAUCGAUGGCUCUUUUCUUGUCAAGACACGGUGGAAACAAUCAAUGAGAUUUGUACACCGUGCACCAUUUUAUCAAUAUGCACGGCCGCUUAAAGGUUAUUCAGAUAUUUUGCUGUUGGGGUAUUUUGUGUAAUUUCGUUUUGCUGAAUUUAGUGAUGAUUGUGUACUAUUUCUUUUCAAACAUGUGUCAAUUUGCAGUCAAGGAACUUUGUUAUGUUUUGAGCUCAUGAGAUUUGAAUAAUUUUAAAAGUCUCUGUUUCUCAAGUUAUAGAUGGUAAUAUUCCAACCUGUCACUGAUAUCUAAUCUUGGGUUGGAAAUUUCCACCUGCUACUAAGAUUGAUUCUGCUAAAUUAGUUUUGA
Coffea arabica (coffee) is the source of this 1766-nucleotide messenger RNA. Lineage: Eukaryota; Viridiplantae; Streptophyta; Magnoliopsida; Gentianales; Rubiaceae. The record is from RefSeq and is a predicted model, not a curated record.